ACCUUUCCACUCCCACCUGAUGUAACACUGAGAUCUCCUCCUGUUGACCUUCUGCUUCAGCUGCAGGUUAACAAUAGACCCAUACAGGACUUGCUCGGGCUGAGCUGGAGGCAAACAGCCAUGUCAUCUCUGAGGACUCUAGCUCUUCUUGCUUUGAUCGCGGCUGUUUCCAGCACUCAGACUUCAGACUGCUCAUAUUUAGGUCUUCUGAGUCACUUAAACCUGACGACAACAAAUGGAGUCCUAGCAACCAUGCGACCUGUGAAAAACUGGACCACACCAACUGUGGUUAACCUGGGCCUGCUGCUGUACGGCAUUUUAGACGUGGAUGAGAAGUCUCAAACUGUCACCAGUCACAUCUGGAUCCAAAUGCACUGGAAAAAUGAAUUCCUAACUUGGAAUUCAUCAGACUUUUGUGGGAUAAACGUGCUGAGCGUUUCGAGAUCGAUGCUCUGGAUCCCAGAUGUAGUCAUCCGAGAGGAUGCCUCUGACAGUGGGAGUAUUCAGGACAGUCCACUCGUCAGUGUGUUUCCCAGCGGUUUAGUGUUGGCGAACAGACGUCAGCGGCUCACCUCCACCUGUCAGCUCAAUCUCUUCCUGUUCCCUUUUGAUACACAGAUCUGUAACAUCUCAUUCUCAUCCAUGACCUACAAUGAGCAAUCUUUAAUUCUUGCAGUAGGCAGCCGUGAGAUAAACUUUACUGCAAUCUCUGAGCAGUUCAUGAUUACACAGGGUGAAUGGCAACUGAAAAACAUUAAAAUCAUUCAAUAUCGUGUUACCAGUGAAGGUGCAUCUUACAGCAAGCUUGCAUACAGGGUCAAAAUCGUGAGGAAGCCAAUGCUUUAUGUGAUAAAUUUCAUCAUACCCCUGUUCUAUUUUCUGGUCCUGGAUCUGGCCUCCUUCUUCAUCAGUGAGGCCAGAGGUGAAAAGCUGGGCUUCAAAGUGACCAUACUCCUGUCCAUCUCCGUCUUACUGCUGAUUCUUCAGGACAUGUUGCCCUCCACUGAAGACGAGCUGCCAAUGAUGGCCAGCUACUGUGUUGGGAUUUUUGCCUUGGUGGGGAUAAGCGUCCUGGAGGCCAUGCUGGUGAGCUUCCUAAUGGAGCUUGAUGGUUAUUGUGGUAAGAAGGCUCAAAGCUCUGUUAAUACCCAGGUGGAAAUUCAGCUGGAAGCCAGAAAUCACAAAGAGCCCACUGAAGAGAAAGGCCAGGUGAAUCCAGGGAAGAGUCCCCUUCCCGUGGAGUGGCCCGGCGACCACAACCUGCUCAGACUAAUCCUGGAGGAAGUGACGGCAGCUCGACAGGAAGCAGGAAGACAAGACAAAGACCAGAAAAAGGCGGAACGCUACAGAAGACUGGCUCGAAACAUAGACUCUGUGUUCUUCAUCCUCUACUUUUUAACUGUUGUAACUUUCCUGGUGUCCAUGUAUAUUGAGGGGAUUCAAAACUACAUUGAAAAUGAGCAACUUUAGAUGAUAUGUUUGUAUAAUCAGCCAGUCCAUGCUCUUAUACCAGAGGAUGAUGGGUUUUAAAAUAACUUUUUUAACCUAUAAUUGACUGUCUCCCCGUUCAACUUACACACCAGUCACAUUAGAGCAGGAACGUUAUGUCAGCAUGUUACAAACACUGGGUCUUAAUGGGAAAACAAUGGUUUAAUUAUGUUUUUGGUUCAAAAAUUAAAUUCGUGUUUAUUUGUGUCUAA
This is a messenger RNA of Toxotes jaculatrix (banded archerfish), 1700 nucleotides long. Its product is annotated as 5-hydroxytryptamine receptor 3A-like. Lineage: Eukaryota; Metazoa; Chordata; Actinopteri; Toxotidae. Gene Ontology annotation, molecular function: extracellular ligand-gated monoatomic ion channel activity; transmembrane signaling receptor activity; neurotransmitter receptor activity. The transcript has 10 exons. Gene Ontology annotation, biological process: monoatomic ion transmembrane transport; regulation of membrane potential; chemical synaptic transmission. Gene Ontology annotation, cellular component: synapse; neuron projection; membrane. The coding region runs from base 121 to 1470 and encodes 449 amino acids. The record is from RefSeq and is a predicted model, not a curated record.